Molecule: messenger RNA, 1849 nt
Organism: Salvia hispanica
Lineage: Eukaryota; Viridiplantae; Streptophyta; Magnoliopsida; Lamiales; Lamiaceae
Product: beta-glucuronosyltransferase GlcAT14A-like
Cellular component (GO): membrane
Molecular function (GO): glucuronosyltransferase activity
Source: RefSeq, a predicted model, not a curated record
AUAAAAAAGUAAAUAUAGAGCAGUUUUUCAUUCUUCACCUCCAGCUCUAAAUCUAGCACCUCUUGCAUUAAAACCCUAAUCCAAACAAAAUUCCCACAAUAGACUCCAAGACUCUGGGUAAAAAACCGAAAAAUUGCCCCAAUUUUGAUCCGGCACACAGGUUUCUGAUACUUUAUUUAAAAAUCAUAGAAUCCCCUUUGCAAUUCUGAAUCUUGUACUCAUUUUAGCAUUCUUUGUAGUUUAUCCUGAUUUGGAAUUUGGUCUGUUUUAACAAAUUUAUUCGCUUUCCUCUCUUCAAUUAAAUUCCAAUUUGAAAUGGGAGCUGAAAAGAAAUGGCUAUACACCCUGUUUUUGGGGGCAUUUAUCACAUUUCUGAUAUUCUCGUCGUUUAUUUCGGGAUUUGGUUCUUCCUAUUACUAUGCUUUCCCUCCAAGCAAGCAAUUUUCUUCGACCGUCGAUCACGGGCCGGGCCGCCCGCCGUCGUUCGCCUUCUACAUUUCGGGCAAGCGCGGCGAUGGGGAUCGGUUGUACCGCCUGCUUCUGGCGGUGUACCACCCGAGGAAUAGGUAUUUGCUGCAUAUUUCGGCCGAUGGGAGCGAUGAAGAGAGGGUUAGGCUCGGGGAAAUGGUGAAGUCCUUCCCGGCGGUUCGGGCCUUCGGGAACGUGGAUGUGAUCGGAAAGCCCGAUCCGAACACCUACAUGGGGUCCACCAAUCUCGCGGCUAUUUUGAGAGCGGUUGCGAUUUUACUGAAGGUGGAUGAAGGUUGGGAUUGGUUUAUCUCUCUCAGCGCCACGGAUUAUCCCCUAAUUACGCAAGAUGACUUGUCUCAUGUGUUCUCGUCAAUUAGGAGGGAUCUGAAUUUCAUAGAUCACACUAGUGAACUGGGAUGGAAAGAAAGCCAAAGAAUUCAGCCCAUUGUAGUAGAUCCAGGUAUUUAUUUAGCAAGGAAAACACAAAUCUUUCAUGCUACUCAAAAGCGAUCAUUGCCUGAUGCUUUCACGGUUUUCACAGGUUCCCCAUGGGUCGUAUUAAGUCGUCCCUUCCUUGAAUUUUGUGCGUUUGGCUGGGAUAAUCUACCACGAACUCUUCUAAUGUACUUCACCAACGUCGUUCUGUCCGAAGAAGUCUAUUUCCACACUGUUAUUUGUAAUUCACCAGAGUUUAGUAACACAACCGUGAAUGCUGACUUGAGAUUUUUUAUCUGGGAUGACCCGCCAAAGAUGGAGCCUCAUGUCCUCAGCAGCUCAGAUUAUGAGGAGAUGGUCAAAAGCGGAGCUGCUUUUGCAAGGCAGUUUGAGAAAGAUUCAGUGGUGCUCGACAUGAUCGAUAGGAACAUCCUGAAACGGAAUCCAAACCGUGCCACACCAGGCGCAUGGUGUAGGGGUCGGAGGAGCUGGUGGAUGGAUCCAUGCUCACAGUGGGGGGACGUGAACGCUGUGAAGCCGGGCCCUCAAGCGAACAAGUUUGGCAACUCCAUUGACAAACUCCUUGAUGGUUGGAAUGAGAGGUCGGACAUGUGCGUGAAAUGAGAGUUUGUGGGGAAGAAGGUUUGAACAUUGUUUUUGAGGUUGGGGAAUGCAUUCUUUGGUGGCUUAUGUGAGGGGUUUGAAAGCUGGAAGGAGGCGUGGCAGCCAUUGGUGUGGCGGAGGAAGAGAAUUCUCUGUACAGACUCUCACUGAAUAGUCUUCCAAGUAUACCAAGAAAGCCCCUCUCAACCCGUGCACCCUUUUCGCGAAAUGCAGCAUCACUUUAUUACUUGAGUUGCUUCAUGUUUCGUUGUAUCCUUGGAAAUAUGUUGUAAAAACUUGAUCACCUUAAUAUAAAUGGAGAACUCAUUUCUUCACUUCA